Messenger RNA from Hibiscus syriacus, 2894 nucleotides. RefSeq names its product phosphatidylinositol 4-phosphate 5-kinase 1-like. Gene Ontology annotation, molecular function: ATP binding; 1-phosphatidylinositol-4-phosphate 5-kinase activity. NCBI's taxonomy places the organism in Eukaryota, Viridiplantae, Streptophyta, Magnoliopsida, Malvales, Malvaceae. The transcript has 8 exons. Gene Ontology annotation, biological process: phosphatidylinositol metabolic process. The record is from RefSeq and is a predicted model, not a curated record. The coding region runs from base 205 to 2460 and encodes 751 amino acids.
UCCUCCGAAACCCAAAUCACCAAAAAGAUCAGAGAAAACCCUUUAAACAUAAUAUAAAAAGAGAGACAUUUAUAAAGAAGUUCGCAGGAAAUGCGGUUUCCGGAAUGCAUUAGUUGAAGCUCAGGAACGAAACCAAGUGAUAAGUAGUGUACUCUACAACGCAAAGGAAGAAACUUUUUUUUGGUGCAAAGGAGAAGUUCGGAAAUGAACGAAGCACCGUUUGAUGAGCAGAGCGACGUUGUUUCAAACACCAAGAAGAAGAAAUCCGACGACGACAAUGACCAUUUGGUAGUCGCUGUUACAACUCCAACUUCUACCCAUCACCGGACUCGAUCUCAAGCUACGACUCGGCGCAUCACUCCCACGACUACCUCUACACCCUUUGUGACCGUCGAUUCCGGUGCUACCUUAGAGAAACUCCUACCCAACGGAGAUUUGUACAUUGGUACUUUCUCCAGCAACGCGCCUAACGGAUCGGGAAAGUACCUCUGGAAAGAUGGGUGCAUGUACGAAGGCGAGUGGCGUCGAGGGAAAGCUUCCGGGAAAGGCAAGUUCUCUUGGCCUUCUGGAGCCACUUUUGAAGGAGACUUCAAGUCGGGUCGGAUGGAAGGACUCGGGACUUUCAUUGGACCCGACGGCGAUACGUACCGUGGGUCGUGGAGCUCCAAUUGGAAACACGGUUACGGUCAUAAACGUUACGCCAAUGGGGAUUACUACGAAGGAUCGUGGAAGAAAAACCUACAAGACGGGCACGGCCGUUAUGUUUGGAGUAACGGGAAUGAAUACGUCGGGGAAUGGAAAAACGGCGUUAUUUCCGGUCGUGGAACCCUAUUUUGGGGAAAUGGAAAUCGGUACGAAGGACAAUGGGAAAACGGAGUCCCCAAAGGAAACGGGAUUUUAUCCUGGCCUGGCGGGAAUUGCUAUAUCGACGCUUGGAACGAAGAGAACAUGAAGAAGUUCCAACAGUUGAACGAAGGGCAAGAGCAUUGUCUAAAGGGAGGAGAGAGUUUGGUGGUUAUGUCGAGGAAGAGAUCGUCGGUCGACGGUCGGGGAAGCAUCGGCGAAAGGAACAUGAAUUUCCCGAGGAUUUGUAUAUGGGAAAGUGACGGUGAAGCAGGUGAUAUUACUUGUGAUAUAAUCGAUAACAUGGAAGCUUCAAUGAUUUACAGUGAUGGGUUUAGGCCAUUUAGAAGAAAUCCUCGUUGUUUUAGUGGGGAAAUCAAGAAGCCUGGACAAACUAUUUCCAAAGGCCAUAAGAAUUACGAUUUAAUGCUCAAUUUGCAAUUAGGUAUCAGGCAUUCUGUUGGUAAACAUGCUUCAGUAUUGCGUGAGUUGAAGCAUGGUGAAUUUGAUCCCAAAGAGAAGUUCUGGACGAGGUUUCCUGCAGAAGGAUCAAAGCUUACGCCGCCUCAUCAAUCCGUUGAGUUCCGAUGGAAGGAUUAUUGUCCCAUGGUGUUUAGACAUUUGAGAGAGCUAUUCCAAGUUGAUCCUGCCGACUACAUGCUAGCUAUUUGCGGGAAUGAUGCCCUGAGGGAGCUUUCUUCUCCGGGGAAGAGUGGAAGUUUCUUUUACCUUACUCAAGAUGACAGGUUUAUGAUAAAGACGGUAAAGAAAUCAGAAAUCAAGGUCCUUCUGAGGAUGCUUCCAAGUUAUUACCAACAUGUUACUCGGUAUCAAAAUUCCCUUAUGACAAAGUUCUAUGGUGUGCAUUGUGUCAAACCUAUCAGUGGCCAGAAGACCCGGUUCAUUGUAAUGGGCAAUUUGUUCUGCUCCGAGUACCGAAUCCAUAGACGGUUUGACCUUAAAGGCUCCUCCUAUGGUCGCUCAGCUGAUAAGCCUGAGGAGGAAAUUGAUGAAACCACAACCUUAAAAGACAUGGAUCUCAAUUUUGUAUUUCGCAUCCAAAGAAAUCGGUUCCAGGAGCUUGUGAAGCAAAUUGAUCAAGAUUGUGAGUUCUUGGAGGCUGAAAGAAUUAUGGAUUACAGUCUUUUGGUUGGACUACACUUUCGUGAUGAUAAUAGAGGUGAUAAAAUGGGGUUAUCACCAUUUCUAUUGCGCACUGGGAAAGAUGGUUCAUAUCAAAAUGAAAAGCUUAUGCGUGGUUGUAGAUUCCUUGAAGCGGAGUUACAAGACAUGGAUCGGAUUUUAGCUGGCCAGAAACCACUAAUUCGGUUAGGAGCGAACAUGCCGGCAAGAGCAGUACGGAUGGCUAGAAGAAGCGACUUUGAUCAGUAUACUCAUGGUGGAGCCGGUCACUCUUCAUACAAUGGUGAAGUUUGUGAAGUGGUCCUAUACUUUGGAAUCAUUGAUAUCUUACAAGACUACGACAUCAGCAAGAAAAUAGAGCAUGCAUACAAAUCCCUACAAGCUGAUCCUACUUCCAUAUCGGCCGUCGAUCCAAAACACUACUCAAAGAGAUUCCGGGACUUCAUAGGAAGAAUUUUCAUAUCAGACCGGUAACUUCGUGAGAAGACAAAUUGACUGCAACCAUGCCUGGGAAUUUCACAUCUCCUGCGUGACACUUAAAGCAAGUCUCCAAGUGUAAAUUUGUGGAGAGCAUGCCGAUAGCAGCGAGUGUUGGAGGAAAUGCCAAUGGCAGCAACUCAUGAUGUUUGAAUUGCAUACUCUUGUGCAUAUGCUAAUUAUUUCUGUUGGGGUGAAUUUUUUGUGGUAAAAGAGUAAUGUGAAUUGUGAAGACUUGGAAGAAAUAGUACAGAGAAUCAAAGUGGGGAAGCUUUGGAAUAAGAUAACUGUACAGCCUAUAGAAACUAGAUAGGAUGGAAGGUUGAUGGGAUUUCAUGAUUUGUUUCCCCCUUCCUUCUAAUGUAAUGUGGGAGAGAAAAAUAUUUGAAGGCUCUAUGGAUCAAAAUCUUUCUUUUUUACCUGUUGUUGAA